Messenger RNA from Solanum dulcamara, 2128 nucleotides. Its product is annotated as probable serine/threonine-protein kinase At1g01540. The transcript is spliced from 8 exons. Bases 388 to 1893 code for a protein of 501 amino acids. Lineage: Eukaryota; Viridiplantae; Streptophyta; Magnoliopsida; Solanales; Solanaceae. The record is from RefSeq and is a predicted model, not a curated record. Gene Ontology annotation, biological process: protein phosphorylation. Gene Ontology annotation, molecular function: protein kinase activity; ATP binding.
UACUAAUUGCUAGGCAGGCUGGCGAAAAAAAAAAAAGAAAGAGAAAGGGGGAGAUUCUCACCCGCACUCUCGCUCUGUCCACUUCUCUGUCUAUAUUCAUCGGGAAAUCAAGAAUCCGACCGGAAAAUCCCCAUUUCAAAGUUUACACUAAUCCGAGGAUCCUACGAUAAACCCAUUGCGCCACCAUUAAAACCAAGAAUCCGACCAGAAUCUCGCCGGAAAACACCGUACUGUGCCUGAACAUUCAGAAACCAUACUCAUUUUAGUAUUCCCUUUUCUUUUUUCUUUUUUUUAGUUUUACUCAUCAUAUAGUAAUACGUAGUAAUCUUGGUAGAAGAAGUUAUUGAAAGUACAGAUGCACUGAAGUGAUUUUGAUUACUGAAGAAAAUGUCUGUGUACGAUGCGGCGUUUGUGAACAGUGAGUUAUCGAAGAACACUUCAAUUUUUGGAUUGAAGUUGUGGGUUGUGAUUGGGAUCUUCGUUGGAGCUGUAUUUGUUCUCAUACUCUUCCUUCUGUCACUCUGCAUCACCGCCUCCCGCCGCCGCACUACCACCCAAAAAGGAAAACUCCACCGCACUGUCAAUUCUGAGCUCACCCCAGUUGUCUCCAAGGAAAUCCAAGAGAGUGUCCACCAUGACGCCGCCUCAGAUCAUCGUCCAAUUGUCCCUCAGGUUGUGCCAGAAAUACAGAUCAACAUGGGGAAGGUGGAGCACAGAGUGGUGUUUUCAGACAAGAUGCCUGGGGCAUCAAGUGGUGAGAGUAGGGCGACUAGUGGGGCUGAAACAGGGUCAUUAGGGAAUAGUGGGCAAUUGCCAGAAGUGUCGCAUUUAGGGUGGGGAAGGUGGUAUACUCUAAGAGAGCUUGAGGCUGCCACUAAUUGCUUGUCUGAUGAGAAUGUGAUAGGAGAAGGUGGGUAUGGGAUUGUGUAUCAAGGUGUAUUGACUGAUGGCACCAGAGUAGCUGUUAAAAAUCUCUUGAACAACAGGGGUCAAGCAGAGAAGGAGUUUAAAGUGGAGGUGGAAGCUAUUGGGCGGGUAAGACACAAGAAUCUCGUGAGGCUGCUUGGCUACUGUGUUGAAGGAGCUUACCGGAUGCUUGUCUAUGAGUAUGUAGAUAAUGGAACUUUGGAGCAAUGGCUUCAUGGAGAUGUUGGGGAUGUCAGUCCUUUGACAUGGGAUAUCAGAAUGACUAUAAUAGUGGGAACAGCAAAAGCUUUAGCAUAUCUUCAUGAGGGUCUGGAACCUAAAGUUGUUCAUCGAGAUGUAAAAUCCAGCAACGUACUCCUCGAUCGCCAAUGGCAUCCAAAGCUGUCAGACUUUGGGCUUGCUAAACUCCUCAAUGCAGAGAGGAGUUAUGUGACAACUCGUGUAAUGGGAACAUUUGGUUAUGUUGCACCAGAAUAUGCUUGUACCGGCAUGCUUAAUGAGAAGAGUGACAUUUAUAGCUUUGGAAUACUUAUCAUGGAGAUAAUUACUGGCAGAACUCCUGUUGAUUGUGGUAGACCAAAAGGCGAGACUAAUUUGGUGGAUUGGUUAAAAAAGAUGAUUGAGAUCCGGAAAUCUGAGGAAGUGGUUGAUCCUAAGUUGCCUGAAAUGCCUUCUUCAAAAGGUCUCAAGCGUGCUCUUUUGGUUGCUCUUCGAUGUGUUGAUCCUGAUGCUCAAAAGAGGCCUAAAAUGGGACACAUUAUCCACAUGCUAGAGGCGGAUGACCUGCUGGUUCGUGAUGAACGUCGUGUUGGGAAAGAAAGAGAAUCGUCUAAUUUCCACCGUGACUACAAGCAAGACAACCAAGCUGGUCCCAAGUUAGCCAGAAAACAAUAUGGUGAUGGAGCACCAGAAACUAGUGAAAGAGAUAGUAGUAGAAACCAUAAUUUGCCAUCUAGUUGGAGAUAAAAUUAUAAAUGAAAUAUAUGAUCAAUAUUUAUAUAUCUAAAUGCUUAUUCUAUUCUUUUCUGUUCUUUAUGUAAUUCUUUUUCACUAACCUUCUUAAUGAUUUCUAUACUAUUCUUUUUCUCCCUUGCAAUUUUCUUGUUUAGGAAUUUAUUCUUUGUUGUUCACAUACUCAAGUGCACUUGUAAUUUCAUCAUCAUUAUUUAAAUUCUUCAAUAGAUAUCACAUAUUUUCCUGC